AGGCACAUGAUAAAGUGCACACCCAAGGGCUACAAAGGGUACAAUAUCACUCCUGUGCCGCGUAAACGCACUCGUAGCUGUAUAACGUCCCCGAGGAAUCAACACAGUGCGACUAUUGGCACCCAACGUUGCGAAGAAACCUGGACGGGUGCGGAUUUUCUGCGAGCGCUUGUGAAGAUAGAGCGCGGAAAAGCCAUAUCCACCGCGGGUGUAGAUGCGAAGCACAUUGAUACGUUCCUAAUAAACCAGCUGGCGUUGCCAUGCCAACACGCGACUAUAGGAUGGAACUCUGUGGCUCUGGUGCUGCGCUCAUUGCGGGCGCCAAAUGUCAAGAUGGCUUACAAACGGGUGCUGGUCAAAUGGCUGGUGAUCCACUAUCACCACAUUCACAUUCAAGGCGACCUCCAACAACAACGGGCCGACAGACAAGCAUACUUGUACCAGGCGCUUCUCCUGGCUUUGAAAGAUACCUAUCUGUGUGGCGAUGUGUGCCGUUUACUGUGUCUGCUUACUCGUGCUGAGCAUGUCAAGCCGCGGAGAGCUGCGCAACUACAGAGCAUGCGAAGUGCUGAAGCUUACAAGCUCGUGGCGUACGAGAUCGGUUGCCUAUUGGCUGUUUACAAGUCAUAUUAUCCCAGGCGCAUCUCAGCACCCGACACUCCCACCUCACUGCUGCACCUGUACCAAGGGGUAUUGGACCGAACUUCCCCAGUGUCUUGGCUGUCGUGUGGGCCCAGCUUUCCGCCCGCGCACGUGGCCCAUACAGCCACGUGCGAGUACUUGCAGGAGACUCAGAACGCCAACGGGAUGAUUGCAGCCGAUAACACGAUGGCGUGUGGGGGCAAUUGUGUGCACACCCAGAAGUAUGAACAUACGAUUGCAGGGACAAAGAAGCGCACACAGGCAGGCGAAGGCACGCACGCACACACAAGCUUGUACAGGUUAGCUCACAAGCGGAAGCGCAAACGCGGUGGGGCACCUUCAAGCCAGUCAGAUUCUGAGUCUCCGCCUGUCCCCUUGCGUAAUACACCUGGGAGAAGUGGCAAGACACACGGCCGAGAAUGUGCACGUGAUAGAGUACGCACACAUACACCUGACGUGCAGGCAGAACACACAUUACACACGGCCACAUAUGCCCAGAAGGAUGGGAGUGCAAACACACACACACGCGCACAUUCACGAGCUCACGCACGAGACAUGGCAGGUGCACAAGGACACACUCGCACGCAUCGACCAGAGCGCAGAGAUAGCCGUAGCCGGAAUGGGACGACAGCACAGGAUAGCGUGCACACACCCCCCAGACCACAAAGAGAUGUGCUCCGCCCGGCAUUGUCACCUCUGCAACAUGGUACACAGGCGCGUGGCGGGAUAUCGGUUGCCAUGGAGCAUGUCCCGAUUCAUACCGGGAUGAUAUUGCGCAGGGGUGCUGUCGAUUUUAGUAGGAUCCUGCAGCGGCGUCUGGAUGAGAGCCGCAUUGACCGCGCAAGUAGUGCAAAGGCAUCAUAUCACGCAUGGCUGCAGAUCUGGCACAGCGACGCACAGCAAGUGUCCUUUGCCUGCGAUUACAUGCUGGCAAUAUUCCCAGAGAAUAGGAGUGUGGUGGGGCUGGUGUGUGAUGUGCAUGCGACUAUUUGGAGUGCUGUGUGUGAGUUGGGGCUGGGUGGUGGGGUAGGUAACGGAAGAGAGUAUUCCUCCGAGAUAGACACAUAUGCCCACGACAGGCAAGGUGCGUGGCGUCAGCCAGGCGCCGGUGAUCGACGCGAAGUGCUCAUACGGGAACAGACAGAUGUACAAGAGAGUGCGAAAGUAUGUACAGAUGAGGCUAAUACUAUUGAUGGGAUCAGGGCAGGACUGGCGCGUAUGUCAGGGGGGGAGGCGGGUGUCAGUCGAGGAUUGGUAGUGGAGGCGGUACGCGGACAAUGGUUAUUACCGUGCGUGGGUGGGUUUUUAGUUGACUGUGCACUUACAUACAUGUGUGUGGCUGUGAAGUGCACGGAUGCAGCUCACUCGGCCGGUGGUUCUGUACGCUCAGAACAAACCAAUCCUAGUGUGGAAAGGGAAGAAAGUCCUUAUACGCACACACAAGCAGAGGUGGACUCACAAACACGCUGUAGUUGGGGCGACCAAAGCAUCCGCACGAACACGGGCAAGCGUAUGCCACAACCCGAUUCGAGCACCCACUAUUCAGACGCCAGCAGGAUUCCAAACUUCAAACAAGAAACCCGAAAAUCGCAACACACUCACUCCACAGCCUCACAAACCACACCACACACGCGCCACGGCGUCUCCACAACUACACACCACACGCCUGUGCCUAUUGCACUGUGUGUGUGUGGCACGUGCCCAACAACACUCCUAGACCACCCGUUCACAUCCGAAUUCUUUGAGCUCCUCUCGAUGUACACUCCUGUGAGCACACCUCCAGGAUUGGCUGCGAGGUCCGCACACGGACAUAACGAGGCCAGGACAAGCGUACACAAACUGGCCAGGAAUGGCACGCAGACUGAGUGGGUGGGUGGGUGUGGGUGUAUGGUAGAUGGCGGACUGAUGAGUAUUGUCAAUAUGCUGCAAUCGUGGAGUGACCUGCUGGUUGCCAUGCCAACGCGGGACCCCAGCGACAGCGUGCGCCAACGCCGUCUGCAGCACGCUCUGUUCGACACAGGCCACUCACUACUGUGCAGGGCACUCGCACGCCGGCGUGCACACAGCGGCGCACAUGCACGCACGAGCACACGCCAAUAUCCGCAUUCACCUGCACAGGACCAGCGUGUCACAUUGACACGUGGCAACACGGGCGUCAAGGGGCCGGUGUCUAUGUUUGAUAUUGUGGACAGGCUACGGGAAGCGACUCGACGCAGUGGGCAGCACAUCACACCAGAGGGUGAGGAUGGGGUUGAAGCGUUGGCCACGAGCGUCACUGAGAGACCACGUGAUGGGCCUGCUAGCCCGCACCAGGCCGACCAAGGUGACGAUACAGGGCGCGACAUACAGAACAUCUCCGACAACUGUGAAGAACCGAAUGUAGCGGUGCUGAUGACAUACCUCUCAAACUUGUUGUUUAGCUGGGAUGUGCACAUGGAUACGCACUCUCUCGAGUACACAUGCUACGCUUACUAUCGCCUACACAUGGCGGUCAUAGAUCCUUAUCGCCAUGGUAGCGGUAUCCAUGGCAACAGUGAUCAUGGUAAAGCUAACCAGCACGUUGAUGACGACUUGCCUGUAUACUAUGCCCACUUGCCCUUCCAUGCCUACAUGCGCGCCGUACGAGACUCCUGCCAAGCCGUUGCACUACAACACUUCGUGAGCGUGUGUUUAGCAAUAGACGGCAAUGCUAAAUUUGCACAGGCUUCGUACGUUGAGGAUGUAAGGACCGUUAUCAAUGGCCGACGGUUUACCAUGGGGGACUCCGAAGAGCUAUGGAUCAGGUACUACAUGGUCCAGGGCUACACAUACGACUAUGCCACGCUCUUGACACAGCGAAGGCCCUGGCGCAGUCUCACAUCGGUUGUGGGCGAAUUCCGGAAGAAGCACCCGAGGCCUGGAGAUCCGUCAGAGUACAUUAGCUGGCUAAAUACCGUUGGGUUACCGGCGAUUGGUGAAUUGUUUGGUCGUACUUAGACAACUAUGUAUUAUAUAUAAGGAAUAUUUCGAAGCUUUUAGGCUGAAUCCACGUAUUGAUUGGAAGCAAGCCGGGAAUGCUUUGAAGAUUCGUAAAUGUUGUUCUUCAGCGCCUGAUCAUACGCAUGCUGUGGUACAAUUGUAAGUUGAACUAUAGCUUUCACCCCCGGGUAAAUACCCUCCCGUAUAUUACUACUAAAGUGUACACAAGUAUAUGUCUACUACUGUGCUAUUCGUUUUUUU
Molecule: messenger RNA, 3861 nt
Organism: Sphaeroforma arctica JP610
Lineage: Eukaryota; Ichthyosporea; Ichthyophonida
Exons: 8
Coding region: 7-3618 (1203 amino acids)
Cellular component (GO): kinetochore
Source: RefSeq, a predicted model, not a curated record